GGGUGCGGGUAGAAAUUCCAACCCAACCAACGCUACACUGGAGGCAGAAGGCCAAGUUCUAAUCUCAUUCUCUACGUUACUUUAUUCCAAUUUAGGCAUAUUUGUGUUCACAUAUCCUAUCCUGCUGCUCGCCCAAAAUUCCAUACCCACCCCCCUCCCCACCUUCCUUUCUGCCAUUACUUUACACCUCCUCUACGCCCGCCCUCCGCCGCCUCACCCACCGGCGCUUCCGGCCCUUCUCCCAUAACAACUACCUCUGCCGCUGCUUUGAACUUUUCUGCAGUAACUCUCUAUGUAUUGCAGGAGAAUUAGGUUCCUAGGGUUUGUGUUCAGCUCUUUGUUAAUCCUCGCCGCCGGUUACUUUGAUUGGAGCUAGGUAGAAUCGAUGCUUGUGAUUGUGGGGAUUUUGCUGAUUUUCGGCCUUGUGAUCCGGUGCAAAUGGAUGAAUCUGGAUUCGAAGAAGGAGGAGGUUCUGAGACUUGUAGGUGUGGGCUCGGGACAAGAGGAGGAGGGAGUUGGUAAGGUUCAAGCUGUUGAAGAGUAUAACUCACCUGCGCAGAUGAUGCCUCAGCUCGAGAAACAGUAUAAUUGUGCUGUUUGUUAUCGGCCCACCUCUACUCGGUGUUCACGAUGUAAAGCUGUCAGAUACUGUUCUGGAAACUGCCAAAUUAUGCAUUGGAGGCAAGGUCAUAAGGAUGACUGUAAGCCAGCAAUGCGAUUGCAUGCUAGAAACGGAAGUGAAUAUGAAACAGCUGCAGAAAAUCAGUUUGAAAUACCUUUGAAAGAUGCAGCUAAAAAAAUUUCUGUUCCAAGUCAAGAUCUUGAUGAUUCUGCAUCUUCAAGCAGCUCUUCCUCUUGCUUAUUUUCUUCUACAGAGCAAAGCGAGACAUCUUUGGACACUUCUAUUGGUUCUGUUGGUGAGUCUGGAACUCCUAUCAGGCGACAUAAAACAUCCUCUUCUGCUCUUGAUUCUCAAAGAACAGAUGCCAGAUUUGAUUCUCACAAUACAGAUGUAUCACAUCCAUUCCCUCGUGUUUAUUCUGUAAACCAGUCAAAUGUUGGUAGGAAGAGUGAAGACACAUUUUCUAGCAACAGUGGUGAAGCAUUCAACUCAAUCCAUGUUAAAGAUAAAGGAGAAGGAUUUGGGGCUGGUGUUUAUGAUGAGUUUCGCCUUGGUGCAAUUGAUUCAAGGAGUUCACGACCUUCUAUGUCUCUAAGGACACCUUCAGCUGAGGAUGCAAAAAUUCCGGAUGAAGCUGGUACUGAGAUGGAAGUUGGCCGAGUGUUGACACAAUCUACUGGAAAAGGUCUGAAAACUUCAGUUAAAAAAUUUAUGCAACAUUUCAGAGCACCAAAGCAGUCGAAGACCCAAUCAAUUGAAAUUCUAAAGGAUUCUGGUGGAAAUUAUAACCAUAAGGUCACAUUUCCUCUCAAGCUUUUCUUGCAAUUGUAUUCUUGUGAUGACGUGGAACUUCAUCCAUUUGGUCUUGUCAAUUGUGGAAAUAGCUGCUAUGCGAAUGCUGUGCUGCAGAGUCUCAUUUUUACUCGGCCCAUUGCUUCUUAUCUGCUAAAAGGGUUGCAUUCAAAAACAUGUUGGAAGAGAGGUUGGUGUUUUGUCUGCAAGUUUGAGCAUCUUGUGCAGAAAGGACAAGAAACAAGCUCACCUUUAUCUCCAGUUGGAUUAUUAUCUCAAAUACAGCCAAUUGGAAGAGAAGAAGAUGCACAUGAAUUUCUGAGGAAUGUGGUCGACAAAAUGCAAUCUAUAUGCCUUGACAAGGCUGGUGCAUCUGGUUCGGUGGCUGAAGAUUCAACCCUCAUGGGUCUUACUUUUGGUGGUUAUCUUCGAUCCAAAAUCAAGUGCAUGAAGUGCUUUGGGAGGUCCGAGCAAUGUGAUAGAAUGAUGGAUCUUAAUGUGGAGAUUGAUGGAAGUAUAUAUACGCUUGAAGAGGCACUUUCACAGUUCACAUCUUCUGAAACACUUGGUGGAGAUGACAAGUACAAGUGCAGCAGAUGCAAGUCUUAUGAGAAAGCUACAAAGAGAUUGUCUGUCCUUGAGGCUCCAAACAUUCUUACAAUUGUUCUGAAAAGAUUUCAGACUGGCAAUUUGGGAAAGCUUAAUAAGUUAGUGCGGUUCCCUGAGGUUCUGAACCUUUCUCCAUAUAUGAGUGGGAUUGGUGACAAGCAGCCCACAUAUCAGCUAUAUGCUGUGGUAGUUCACUUGGGUUCAAUGAAUACUGCCGACAGUGGUCACUAUGUCAGUUACAUCAAAGAUUUCCGGGGAAAUUGGUUUAGAGUUGAUGACAGCAAGGUAAGCCAUGUCGACCUGGAGACUGUCUUGUCAGUAGAAGCAUAUAUUCUCUUCUAUUCAAGGCUUACGCCACGAGUUGGGCCGUACAUCAGAAACAACAAUAAAAGUUAUGAUGGGAAAACUAAGGCAAGUUUGGAAGCCAUAAGUUCCGGUCAUACAGAUAAGAAGAUAUAUUCAAAGACAAAAUUGAGUUCUUCUUGUCGGGAUACUGGGCUGACGACGCAUAAGGGUACUGAUAGAAACAGCCGGUAUUGGUUAACUCCUAACGAUUUCACUGAUCAUCACCCCACAGUGGAUCCCGAGGGUUGGGGAGUUCACUCGAGACAUAGAAGUUCUAUGAUGGAUUAUUUAAGUGACAGUUCUUCCAUUUUCAGCACAUCUGAUGCCGGCUCUUACAGCACCGACAGCACCAAGGAUUCUAGUGCCGAAGACAUCUCUGGUUAUAUAUUUGGGUCGAGCUGGCUGCCUCCAUAAUGGCCAUUCCUUAAUCUUUCUUCAUCCAAAUCCUUGCAACCUGCAGGCUUUCAUCAUCUCGAUGAAUUGGAUUCUUGAUUUAACUCGAGGGCCCUCAAUUGUUCUUGGGCACUGUAAGAGAAGGUUCACACAACCUUAUGAACCAUCAGGUCAGUGCAUCAAUGAGGUACGCUCCCAUGUAUAAUACUAAGAGCAGUAAUAGAGCAUGUAUUUAGCUCCUCUAACAGCUGUAAUGAGUAGAUAAGCUAGCAGAAUUCCGGGACUCCCAUGUGCCCGUCGGGUAGGGAUGUCGUAGAAUUUUACUAACUAACUCCAAGUAUCUUUAAUGAUUCUGUUCGUCUUUCUCUUUCUCUCCCUCUCUAAAGAGGAUUUAGCUUGAGAGAGGAACACAAACAUAUUUUUGGGGUUCAGAGUAGUGAAUAAGCCACAGGAUGUAAAUCCUUGGAGGCAGUUUGUAGUUCAAAACAAGGUUGUAAUUUUGUAAUAAGCUGUUUUGAGUUCUA
Andrographis paniculata is the source of this 3285-nucleotide messenger RNA. Its product is annotated as ubiquitin carboxyl-terminal hydrolase 17-like. Gene Ontology annotation, cellular component: nucleus; cytosol. Gene Ontology annotation, biological process: protein deubiquitination. Gene Ontology annotation, molecular function: cysteine-type deubiquitinase activity; cysteine-type endopeptidase activity. NCBI's taxonomy places the organism in Eukaryota, Viridiplantae, Streptophyta, Magnoliopsida, Lamiales, Acanthaceae. The record is from RefSeq and is a predicted model, not a curated record. The transcript is spliced from 12 exons. The coding region runs from base 386 to 2782 and encodes 798 amino acids.